This is a messenger RNA of Myotis brandtii (Brandt's bat), 1235 nucleotides long. It is a transcript of the gene TMEM165, whose product is annotated as transmembrane protein 165. The record is from RefSeq and is a predicted model, not a curated record. Bases 1 to 1083 code for a protein of 360 amino acids. The transcript is spliced from 8 exons. Gene Ontology annotation, biological process: manganese ion transmembrane transport; Golgi calcium ion homeostasis; calcium ion transmembrane transport. Gene Ontology annotation, cellular component: Golgi apparatus. NCBI's taxonomy places the organism in Eukaryota, Metazoa, Chordata, Mammalia, Chiroptera, Vespertilionidae. Gene Ontology annotation, molecular function: manganese ion transmembrane transporter activity; calcium ion transmembrane transporter activity.
AUGGCCAUCACUAUUACCAUGUUAGGAAAUCUAGGUGCUAGGGAUAUAAAGAUAAAAGACAUACUCUUACCACCUAAAAGCUUAAGAUUCAGUCAAGAGAUCGCCAAGACGGAGGCGGCGUCGAGAACCCGCGAGGGAGUGCGGAACCGGGCCAGGUGUGGUGGUUCUCGCCGCCAAGUGCCACGUAACCAGGGCGCGGGGGCUGGUGUGACAUCUAGGAAAAGAGUACUUUUUGAUUUUUUUUGCAGGGAUAUCAGUCUUUUUUCCAAGAAAGUAUCUUCAUCUUCCCUAGUAUUUUGUGUAGAUGAAGAUUCUGAUAAAGGACUCACACCAGCUGUCCCAGUUCAUACCAAUAAAGAAGAUACAGAUACCCAAACUAAUUUGGGGUUUAUCCAUGCAUUUGUCGCUGCCAUAUCAGUUAUCAUUGUAUCUGAACUGGGUGAUAAGACAUUUUUUAUAGCAGCCAUUAUGGCAAUGCGCUAUAACCGUUUGACAGUGUUGGCUGGUGCUAUGCUUGCCUUGGGCUUAAUGACGUGCUUAUCAGUUUUGUUUGGCUAUGCCACCACAGUCAUCCCCAGGGUGUAUACCUACUAUGUUUCAACCGCAUUAUUUGCCAUUUUUGGCAUUCGAAUGCUCCGGGAAGGCUUAAAGAUGAGUCCAGAUGAAGGUCAAGAGGAACUGGAAGAAGUUCAAGCAGAAUUAAAGAAAAAAGAUGAAGAAUUUCAACGAACCAAACUCUUAAAUGGACCAGGAGAUGUUGAAACUGGUACAAGCACGAUACCUCAGAAAAAGUGGCUACAUUUUAUUUCACCCAUCUUUGUACAAGCACUUACAUUAACAUUCUUAGCAGAGUGGGGCGAUCGCUCUCAACUAACUACCAUUGUUUUGGCAGCUAGAGAGGACCCCUAUGGUGUAGCUGUGGGAGGGACAGUGGGACACUGCUUAUGCACUGGAUUGGCUGUAAUUGGAGGAAGAAUGAUAGCACAAAAAAUCUCUGUCAGAACUGUGACAAUCAUAGGAGGCAUCGUAUUUUUGGCAUUCGCAUUUUCUGCACUAUUUAUAAGUCCUGAUUCUGGUUUUUAACAAGCUCUUUAUUCAUGUAACUCUUGUGUUUAUGUACAUAGUGUACAUUGAAACUAAAAGUGAUGGAAAAUACUGUAUUUUGUAGCAAUGAGUUAUGAUGUCCAAAAGAAAUAAUCAUUGAUUUUAUUUGCAACAUGGAUUUUUAAAAGAAA